AUGGCUCCCCUCAAGCUUAACAGCAGGAACCUGUCGCAGAUUUUUGCGGCCGGCAAGUCGCUGGUCAAGGUCCCGACUUACCAGCGCAAUGGCGCCGUCAAGGAGGGAAUUGUCCACAUCGGCGUCGGCGGCUUCCACCGCGCGCACCUUGCCGUCUAUGUCGACCGGUUGAUGCAGGAGCAGGGUGUGACCGACUACGCGAUUUGCGGUGUGGGCUUGCAGCCCUUCGAUUCCACUAUGCGCGAUGCCCUGGCGUCGCAGGACAACCUCUACACCGUCAUCGAGCGUUCGGCCAAGGGCAGCUUUGCGCACGUUAUCGGCAGCAUCAACUCCUACCUCUUUGCCCCCGAUGAUCGCGAGGCCGUUAUCGCCAAGAUGGCGAACCCGGAUACCCGCAUUGUCUCGCUCACCAUCACCGAGAGCGGCUACUACUACAACGAGAACACACACGAGCUCCAGAAGGAGCACCCGGACAUCCAAUUCGAUCUGAACCCUGUUAACGAGAACAAACCGCGCACCACCUUCGGCUUCCUCUAUGCGGCUCUGGAGCGACGCCACCGCCUCGGACUCAAGCCGUUCACGGUCAUGUCGUGCGACAACAUGCAGAAGAACGGAUCUAUCACACGUCACAUGCUCGAAUCGUUUGCCCGCCAGCGCAACCCCAAGGUUGCCGAGUGGAUUGCCGAGGAGGGUGCUUUCCCCAACGCCAUGGUCGACCGUAUCACACCCCAGACAUCCGCCACCGAUAAGACAGCACUCGCAGAGAACUUUGGUAUUGAAGACUCAUGGCCGGUCGUCACAGAACCUUUCAUGCAGUGGGUGAUCGAGGACAAGUUUUCCGACGGCCGUCCCCCCUUCGAGAAGAUCGGUGUCCAGGUUGUCAAGGAUGUCCACGCGGUCGAGCAGUUCGAGAAGCACAAGCUGCGUCUGCUCAACGGCAGUCACUCCGCCAUCGGUUACCCGGGUCAGCUGGCUGGCUUCAACUACGUUCAUGAAGUCAUGGAGCACCCGCUCUUCAGCAAGUUCGUGUGGCAGAUGAUGCAGCAGGAAGUGAAGCCGCUCUUGCCCGAAAUUCCCGGUGUCAACAUCGACGACUACUGCAACACGCUCAUCGAACGCUUCACCAACCCCACCAUCAUGGACCAGCUGCCCCGCAUCUGCCUCAACGCUUCCGGCAAGAUCCCGCAAUUCAUCAUGCCAUCGAUCGCAGAGGCAAUCUGGGUGACUGCCCCGUUCCGCCGCCUGUGCUUUGUCGCCGCCGCCUGGUUCUGCUACAUCAAGGGUAUUGACGACAGCGGCAAGGCGUUUGAGGUGGUCGACCCGAUGCUCAACGAGCUCCAGGCCAAGGCCCGUGCUGGAGGUACCAACCCGUCCGAGUUGCUCAGCAUCAAGAACCUGUUCGGUGAUGACUUGCGUACCGACCCGAGGUUCCUCAAAGAAGUCACCAAAGCCAUGGAGGACAUUACCCGGGAUGGCAUCUUGAAGACGCUUCCCAAGUAUAUUGACUGA
This is a messenger RNA of Aspergillus clavatus NRRL 1, 1509 nucleotides long. RefSeq names its product mannitol dehydrogenase family protein. The coding region runs from base 1 to 1509 and encodes 502 amino acids. The transcript has a single exon. Gene Ontology annotation, molecular function: mannitol dehydrogenase activity. Lineage: Eukaryota; Fungi; Ascomycota; Eurotiomycetes; Eurotiales; Aspergillaceae. The record is from RefSeq and is a predicted model, not a curated record.